Molecule: messenger RNA, 5486 nt
Organism: Nematolebias whitei (Rio pearlfish)
Lineage: Eukaryota; Metazoa; Chordata; Actinopteri; Cyprinodontiformes; Rivulidae
Gene: col6a4a
Product: collagen, type VI, alpha 4a
Exons: 24
Coding region: 3-5486 (1827 amino acids)
Source: RefSeq, a predicted model, not a curated record
CGAUGUUUGGACGGAGGAGCGAGUGGACGCAGAGCCGCAGAUCUGGGGAGAGAAACCUGAGUUGUUACAACAUGGAGGGGAGGCGGGCUCUUCUGCUCUGCCUUGUUGUGGUGGCGUGUUUCCAUGGCAACGCCGCUCAGCUGACAGAAUGUGCCAAAGCCAGCACGGCUGACAUUGUCUUCCUGGUCGCUGGCUCGUCCAAUGUUGGCACCACUAACUUUCAGGAAGUUAGACUGUUUCUGCGAAAUGUCAUCUUAGGCCUUGACAUCGGCCCAGACAAAGUCCGAGUCGGCUUGGCUCAGAACAGUGAUGAUCCCCACCAAGAGUUCCUGCUGAAGGACCAUUUGGACGCCCAGUCUCUGCUGGCUGCCAUCGACACAUUUCCCUACCGGACAGGAGGCACAAAGAUGGGCAAAGCCAUAGAGUUCCUGCGUACGCAGUAUUUCACCGAGGCCGCAGGGAGCCGAGCCAACCAACGAGUGCCUCAGAUCGUCGUGGUCAUCACAGACGGGGACUCCACAGAUGAUGUUGAGGAGCCAGCCCAGAAACUGCGACAGGAGGGGGUCAUCGUCUUCGCUAUCGGGGUGGGACAGGCCAACAUGGAGAAGCUAGAGUCCAUUGCUAACCGGCCUUCACAGCGUUUCCUGUUCAACAUCGGCAGCUUCCAGGCCCUGCAGAGGUUGACAGAGGGUCUGCUGCAGACGGUCUGCGUCUCCAUGGAGGACCAGAGACAGGCCUUGGCUGAAAAGUUUGCAGAUAUUUUCUUCCUGGUGGACGGCGGUCUCUCACAAAGUCAGUUCCAGCUGGUCAGAACCAUCCUCACCCGACUGACCAAUCAGCUCAACUUUGAAGCCUCGGCGUACCGACUGGGUCUGGCUCAGUACAGUCAGCAGGUGCAGGUGGAGUUUCUUCUCAAUAAGCAUCAAACCAAAGAGCAGACCCAGAAUGCCAUCAAAAGUUUCCGCCCACUCAGACUCUCACCCACUGAUCCACGGAACCUGGGUGCCGCUCUGGAGUACGCCAGCACCAACAUUUUCACCCGAGAGGCAGGAAGCCGAGCAGACCAAGGCCACCCACAGUUCCUGGUGGUUCUGAGUGGAAAGGACUCUGAUGAUUCUGUGUUUAAACCGGCCCGUCUGAUUAAAUCAGAAGGAGUAACGGUGGUGGGAAUGAGCCUCGGUGCAUCACUGACUGAGCUGCGUGUGAUAGCCACACCACCACACGUUUACCAGUUCAACAACACCGCAGCGCUCCUGCUCAGGAAGACCUUUGAAACCGAGGAACCAGGGACCUUUGUAACUGGAGAUUGCAGAAUUGCCAAACUGGCAGACGUGGUGUUCAUCGUCGAUGAGUCUGGAAGCAUCGGAGAUCCCAACUUCCAGCUGGUCCGAGCCUUCCUGCACUCCAUCAUCAACGGGCUGGACAUCAGUCCGACCAGAGUCCGAGUGGGCAUCGUCCUGUACAACACAGAGCCUACGGCGCAUGUCUACCUGGACACCUUCAGCAACAAAACCGAACUGCUGAACUUUGUCAGAAUCCUUCCUUAUCGAGGAGGGGGUACAAACAGUGGAGCCGCCUUGAAUUUCGCCCGCGAGAAUGUCUUCAUCGAGGACAAAGGAAGCAGGAAGGCAAAGGGUGUCCAGCAGGUGGCAGUGGUGAUCACUGACGGAGAGUCUCAGGACAACGUGAGCGAAGCAGCAGCUGAUCUACGGCGUGCAGGAGUCACCGUUUACUCGGUGGGAGUUCAAAAUGCCAACGAAGCGGAGCUGCAGCAGAUAGCCUCCUAUCCUCCGCAGAAACAUGUGUUCAUCGUGGACAGCUUUGCCAAACUGAAAUCUCUGGAGCAGAGCCUGCAGAAAAUCCUCUGCUACAACAUCUUACAGCAGGCGUUCUCUGUGGUUACAAGAAGAUCCGACAUCAAAGAAGGCUGCGUUCAAACAAAUGAAGCGGAUAUCUUUUUCCUCAUUGACCACUCAGGAAGUAUUAACCCACCAGACUUCCAGGACAUGAAGAAGUUCAUGCUGGAGUUCAUCAACACCUUCCGUAUUGGACCGCAGUACAUCCGCUUAGGGGUUGUAAAAUACUCCGAUUCACCAACUCUGGAGUUCGAUCUGAUGGACUACACUGAUUCACAGUCUCUGGAGAAAGCUGUGGAGGGAAUCCAACAGGAAGAAGGAGGCACGGAGACAGGGAGGGCUCUGGCCUUCAUGGGUCCUCUAUUCAAGAAAGCCGCAAUCACUCGAGGCCAGAAAGUCCGGGAGUACCUUGUGGUCAUCACAGAUGGAGAGUCCAACGACAUGGUCAAGGCUCCUGCAGAGGCUCUACGCACUCAGGGUGUCACCAUCUACGCCAUCGGUGUGAAGGACGCCAAGGAGACGGAGCUAAAGGAGAUCUCCGGCAACCCCAGGUUGACCUUCUUUAUCAACAACUUUGAUGCCCUAAGCCUGAUCAAGGAUGACAUCAUCACCGACAUCUGUACUACUGACGUUUGCAAAGACCAACCAGGCGACCUCCUGUUCCUAAUCGACAGCUCGGGGAGCAUUUAUCCUGAAGACUACGACAAAAUGAAAUCGUUCAUGAAAUCUGUCAUCAGCACGUCCUUCAUCGGGAAGAACGAGGUGCACGUUGGCGUCAUGCAAUUCAGCACAGAGCAGCAGCUUGAGUUCACCCUCAGCCGCUACUUCACCAAAGGUGACAUGCUGGCAGCCAUCAACGGCAUGCAGCAGAUAGGUGGAGGAACGCUGACGGGCCGAGCAAUCGCUGAGGUGUCUCAGUACUUUGACACAGCCAGAGGAGGACGUCCAGAUCUGCGGCAGAGACUUAUAGUCAUUACUGACGGCGAGGCCCAAGACACAGUCAAAGGUCCUGCUGAAGAGCUGAGGGCCAAAGGAGUUGAGAUCUACGCCAUUGGAGUGCUGGAGGCAAACACCACCCAGCUGCUGGAGAUCAGUGGAUCUCAAGACAGGGUGUACUCUGAGAGGGACUUUGACGCUUUGAGGGACCUGGAAAGACAGGUGUCCAUGGAGCUGUGUGAUCCAGGGAGAGACUGCAAGAAGACAGAACAAGCGGACGUCAUCUUCCUGGUGGACGGUUCCACCAGCAUAACCCUGCCCAAGUUCAAGAGCAUGCAGCUGUUCAUGCAGGCCAUGGUCAACCAAACCACCGUUGGCAAAAACCUGACCCGCUUCGGAGUCAUUCUCUACUCCACCAACCCCAAGUCGGUUUUUACUCUGGAUACAUACAGCACCAGGCAGGAGGUGUUCAAAGCUAUAUCAGACCUCAAGUCCCCGUUUGGAGACACCUACACCGGAAAGGCUCUCAAGUACUGUCUUCAGUUCUUUAAUGCCGAGCACGGAGGUCGGGCAGAGCUUCAGGUGCCUCAGAUCCUCAUGGUGAUCACUGACGGCGACGCCACCGAUCGUCACAGUCUGGUGGAGCCGUCGUUGGCGCUGAGGAACAAAGGAGUCAACGUCUUCAGUAUUGGUGUGGAGGGAGCCAAUGUGACUCAGCUGGAGAUCAUGGCCAGUCAGGACAAAUCCAAAGUUUUCUACGUGGACAGCUUUGCUGCUCUGGAAACUCUCUACAAGAACAUCACUCAGGUGCUCUGCAACUACACCAAACCAGUGUGUGAGAAGCAGAAGGCCGACCUGGUUUUCCUCCUCGAUCAGUCCAGCAGCAUCAACCAGCCUGACUAUGCCAUCAUGAAGCAUUUCACCAAUGAACUGAUCAACAGCUUUAAUGUCAGUGAGGACAUGGUGCGCGUUGGACUCGCCCAGUUCAGCAGCGUCUUUCAGGAUGAGUUCUAUCUGAACAAGUUCUAUAUGGAGAAGGAGAUGUCCCACCACAUCCAGAACAUGCAACAGCAGGGCGGAGGCACCAAAAUUGGAGAUGCUCUGUACUCCAUCAAGAAAUAUUUUGAGGCCUCGCACGGCAGCCGCAGAUCAGAAGGAAUCUCCCAGAAUCUGAUUCUGAUCACUGACGGAGAUUCUGACGAUGACGUGGAGGACGCAGCUUUCCUUCUCCGAUCCAUGGGGAUUGAGAUGUUCGCCAUUGGAAUCGGGAACGUUCACGAUCUGGAGCUGCUGCAGAUCACUGGUGAUCCAAGGAGGCUGUUCACGGUGAAGAGCUUCGGCAGCCUGGAGACGAUCAAGCAGAAGGUGGUCGACACCAUCUGCAAGUCCAAACCUUCCAAAGAAGAAUGCGACUGCUCCAUCGACAUCGCCAUGGGGUUCGACAUCUCUCGAAGACGAGCCACUCCCGGUGAGAUGCUCAUCAGCGGUCAGAACAAGCUGCAGGCCUUCCUCCCAGAGAUCGCCCACUACCUUUCUUCAGUGCCAUACCUGUGCUGCACCAAAGCAUCCGUCAGCACCAACUUAGCGUACCGGGUGGUGAGCCGUGACGGGCGCGUUCUGCACGACUACAACUUUGAGAACUACAGCCAGGAUGUGGUGAGGAAGGUCAUGACCUUGAACUUAGCCGAGCCCACGUACUUCAACACGGCCCUGCUGAGGUCCUUCCAGGAGAAGUUCAGCUCCAAGUCCAAUGCAGGCGUGAAGGUUCUGGUGAUUUUCUCCGAUGGACUCGAUGACGACGUGAUGACUCUGGAGCAUGAAUCUGAACUCCUGCGGAAGUCUGGAGUCAGCGCUCUGCUGGUCGUGGCUCUGGAAGGAGUCCGAGACGGCGCUCAGCUGCAGAUGGUGGAGUUUGGUCGAGGGUUUGGAUACAAACUUCCUCUGAGCAUCGGCAUGCCAAGCAUCGGCAGCAACAUCCUCAAACAGAUCGACGGCGUGUCGAACAGAGAGUGCUGCGGCGUCAUGUGUAAAUGUUCAGGACAUGAAGGCGUGCGAGGCUCCCGGGGCCCCCUGGGGCCAAAGGGCGUGUCCGGACAGAAGGGUUACCCGGGGUUCCCAGGAGAGGAGGGCGUCGCUGGAGACAGGGGCAGUUCUGGACCCGUUGGACCUCCAGGUGUCCAGGGCUGUUCGGGACUCAGAGGACAGAAGGGGAACCGAGGCCUCCGGGGGAACAGGGGUGAAGAUGGAGAGGAUGGACUGGAUGGAGUCGAUGGAGAACAGGGAGCGACGGGUCGGGACGGAGCUCGAGCAGAACCAGGAAACCCAGGAAACCCAGGGAUCCAAGGUAUCAGAGGAGAGCCAGGUCUGAGAGGACAGCGAGGACUGAGAGGAGAUCCGGGGGAGCCAGGGUCCGAUAACAGAACCCCAGGACCCAGAGGAGAAGCAGGAAACCCAGGUUUACCGGGGGCUCCGGGACAGGACGGGCUUCCAGGCGAGAGCGGCGUCUCUGGACUCACGGGUCCGGACGGAAGACAAGGUCCACUUGGUGAGAAGGGCCCGAACGGAGCACCCGGAUCUGCAGGACUACCAGGCCCCCCAGGUGCACCUGGCCCUCAGGGUCCCAGAGGGGUCAUGGGUCAACCAGGACCAAUCGGACCACCGGGCCUUCCUGGAACUCAGGUCAGUUCGUUGUAA